AUGGCAAACCCAGCUUGGAUUCAGGUAUAUCCUAUGGCUUCACUGUAUAAUUUACUUCAUUCAACUUCGGAUCAUAGCCCGAUUUUAUUGGAGUGUGUAAAGUGUCCUAGUCUUGUGGAGAAUAAGCGUUUUAAGUUUGAAAAUGCUUGGCUUAAAGAACCAAUGUGUUACCAAAUUAUUAAUGAUUGCUGGAAUCGUUCGGUUGAGUCCGAUAUUUUUCAGAAAAUCAGUUGUUGCUCUGAACAGUUGGUAGGUUGGGGAAAAACAAUUACUGGGGACUUUAAACAAAGGAUUGUCAUAUGUAGAAGAGAUCUUGAUCAAUUGAAGUCAAAAACAGAUGAGGUUUCGGUUCAGAGGUAUAAAGAAGUGAAAGGAAAAUUGCUUGUGAUUUUAGACCAAAGAGAGGCUUAUUGA
Cannabis sativa is the source of this 414-nucleotide messenger RNA. RefSeq lists its product as uncharacterized. The record is from RefSeq and is a predicted model, not a curated record. Bases 1 to 414 code for a protein of 137 amino acids. The transcript has a single exon. NCBI's taxonomy places the organism in Eukaryota, Viridiplantae, Streptophyta, Magnoliopsida, Rosales, Cannabaceae.